AUGGCCUCCUCAACACAUGUACCCUUCGGGAUCCCCGAAAUACUCGAGAUGAUUCUCCUCAACCUGGACAUGCGCACACUCCUUUGCAUUCAACGAACAUGCCGCUCCUGGUGGAGCAUGAUCCGAGACUCGUUGCCUAUACAAAAAGCGCUAUAUUUUACACAUAUAGAAAAUACACCUGACCAGGACAAAGUGCAAAAUCCCUUAUUGGUAGAAGCAUUCCCAGCCCUUUUCAAACUUACCGACCCCGACAACCCGGAAGACGAUUAUGAGUACGAUAAACCCGCCCUCGCCACCUUCGACAUGAUGAAAAGUUCCUCCAAGCUAGCCGCGUAUCUACGACCAGAAGCAAGCUGGCGACGGAUGCUGGUCCAACAGCCCCCAGUGUGCAAAUUUGAGGUCUACAUCUACUCGACUAGUGGAUAUGGUUUCGCGCAUACAUCCUUUGAGGUUCCGGAAGACCCAAGAGGAUUUACAGAUGGCUUGCGCAUGGGUGACUUUUUUGAGGCGCUGGUGUUCGAUGACGAUGUCCCCUUUGCGACAUGUCGCCUGAAGCAUAUCAUAUGGUGGAAACGAAUCCCACAGCACGGCCUAUCAGUAUGGAAGGAGAUGGAACAUCUAACGGGAAAGACGGUCGAUUCUGAUAUCGUUGUCUCCCUCCGUUCCCAUAUUACUCAGUGCUAUGAUUCUGAUGACGAUGAGACACCAGAGGAUAUAAAGGCGAUGGAUCGGAUUAAAGCUGUGUACAGGGAGUUGGGGAUCCAGCCUAGGCGUUUGGGGAAGACCGAAGAAUGGAGCCAUUCCGACUGGUGGGAAUAG
Molecule: messenger RNA, 819 nt
Organism: Aspergillus viridinutans
Lineage: Eukaryota; Fungi; Ascomycota; Eurotiomycetes; Eurotiales; Aspergillaceae
Product: F-box protein
Exons: 2
Coding region: 1-819 (272 amino acids)
Molecular function (GO): protein binding
Source: RefSeq, a predicted model, not a curated record